GCAGUAAUUACGCCCGGCUAUAGAAAACAUAACAGGUGUCAAAGCGAGGUAACAAUACCGAUAUUGUUGAUGUGUGUCAGUGAUUCAUUUGAUCUUAUUUGAAAAAAUAAAACACAUACAUGUAUUAAAAUAUAUAAAUCGGAAAUUCAUUACUAUCAUGUUAAGACUACGAUCACGACAACAGAAAAUUAUAUUAAAGAUGGGUUAAAUGUUGAUGAAAAUAAAGAUUGUCAAGGAAAUACGCUUGACAAUUUUAUUAUCUGAUUAUAUUGAAACAUAUACAAAAUGAUUAUACUUUAUAUUUUGUGCACAAUUCUCAGCGUUUUUACCAUUCUUUAUUGGAAUGGUAUGUUAUGGUGCUGCUUCUAUGGAUUAUUAACCGUAUUUUGUCUUCUUAUCGGGCCUUUAGUGGUUAUGUUAAUAAAUAUAGCAUUAUCAUCAAAGCAUCAAACAGGUGUUGGCACUGUUAAAACUCUUGCAGAGAUGGAUGCGUUUCAUAAUUUAUUAAUGAAAGGAUACGAAGCCAAAUUAUCAAAUGUUAAGAAGCAAUCUCGAUAUCCAAUGAUUUUUAGUCGUUUAGUAGAUGGAGCUUUACAAAAUCUCUUAGAUUUAGCUUUUCAAGAUUUUAUUGGUUGUUGGCUUAAUGAUUUAGCAUUUAAUUCUGAUCAGAUAUUAGAAAAUAUGAAACAAGAUGUAUGGGGUGCUAUACAGAGUCUCCAUGAUCGUCUGUUAAGAGUCGAUCAUACUAAACUAGUAGUGUUUAAUAUAGUUAAUAAAGUAACUUUUCAUUUUGAAAAAAUCAGAAUAGCGCAAGCAGCUUCAUCUGUUGGCGAAGAACCUGUUUUCAUUUUAUCAUCACAUUUGAUGUCUCCUGCAGCGGAAUUGGAGUAUUUAAGAAAAGUUAGUGAAUUGUAUAUAUUGUUUCUAAUGCCACGCAGUUACUCUCUUUCCCCAGCAAAAUUUCUUUUGAGGGAGAUUCUCACCUGUAAAAUAUUAAAACCAGCGAUAGAUCUGAUAACCGAUCCUGAUUAUAUUAAUCAAAAGAUAUUAUUAUAUAUUGAACAGCAACAACUUGCAGCUGCAAUGCACAGAAAAACAUACGAAUAUGCUGAAUCAUUUGAAGAUUUUAUUCGUAUGAUUAAAAGUUCCCGAGAUGUAGAGGUCCUUAAGCAUAUUAGAUAUAAUAUUGUAACCGAAAUUAUGCAGGCAACAACAAUACAAAAUGUAAAAAGAGCGCAGGGUUUGGAUCCAGACAAUAAUGCAUUUGGAAAGUCUGAUGUAAAUCAAGCAAGAAAGUUAAAAAGAUAUAUUAGUCAAUUGACAUAUGCAAAGAAUACGUGUGAAUGUCAUAUGCAGUCGUUAGGAUGGGAUGGUUAUCCUGUACAGGAUAGUGAUAUAUGUGGUUCAACUGCAAUGACAGAAGGAAGAGUAUUGCCUCUGCAAACAAUUUUAGACAAUGUCAUAGGUCGCAAAUAUCUUUCCCAAUUUUUAGAACAAGUCUCAAGUCAAGGACUGAUAGGAUAUUGGGCUGCUGUGCAGGAAUUGAGAUGUGCUGAUAGAUCUAAUUGGCAUCAGCUUGGAGCUGAAAUUUUUUAUACAUAUAUUAGAUCACCGACUGCCGAAAUAAAAGUCGAUAAAGUUGUACGAAAAAGAAUGGAAAGUUUCUUAUUAGGGGAUAAAGGGCCAGCCGUGUUUUACGAGGUCCAAGAGAGCGUAGUCAAAACGAUAGAAGAGAAAUAUUAUUCCCCAUUUUUGGUUAGCGAACAAUAUAAAAAAAUGCAAGAAGAAUUAUUAAGCGCAAGAGCAGAUGGGUUGGUGGAGGAUCAACAAACGGUCGAAGGAACUCUAUCUGAAAAUUCACCAUUGCUUGUCGGAGAACAUUCCAAUUAUGCACGUAGUAAAUUGGACCAAUUACAAGAGAAACUGAAUAAUAAAAUGCAAGCUUUGCAAGCACUUAAAUCUUCUGUUAAGCCCGAAAGCAGAGUUUUAAGUAUUCUGGGAAAGGAAGUUGAAUGGUUGCAAAGUGAAAAAAGACAACUAGAAGCGCACUUGAGUCAUACUGAAAUGUGGGCUGAACACUUGGGUCGAUGGAGAGCUGAUGUACAAAGUGCAGAUAUACCAGAAAACGGCGAAGCUCCACAGUUCGUACUGGUUAUACAUAUGAUAGAGGAUGAUAACAACGAUCAAAGUAUAUCAAGUGGUUGGGUAGUACUUAGGAAAUUACAAGACUUCCAAGAACUUCAUAGACAAUUACGUCAAUUGUGUCCCUACGUGAAAAAUUUCGACUUACCAUCCCAGCCAUUAAAAUUCUUUGGAAAAUCCGAUAAGAAUACUCUCGACAAAGCCAAAAUGCAAAUACAAAAAUAUUUAAAAUUCGUAUUGGAGGAUGAAAGACUCAAUCAAAGUGAAGCUUUAUAUGCUUUUCUUAGCCCAAGUUCGGAACAUUUAAAACACUCGGCACCAUCUCCCAAAAAAUCACGAUUUUCAUUGUCUACAUUGUUUAAAACUUCAUCCGGAAACAAUAGCGAGUCCCGAGAUAAAGAGGAUGAGGAAGAUUACUCGUUGCUUCUCGACGAUAACGAUACUAAUCGAUCAGCAACAGAUUCUUAUAUAGGUCCUGGAAAAGAUGCUAUAGCUGAGCCAUUGUAUGCACUUUUAGGUGAAAUUUUUGAUUUACGUGGUGUCUUUAGAUGGCUUCGUCGAUCCCUUAUAACCUUUGUUCAAAUCACUUAUGGUCGUACGAUAAACAGGCAAAUCAGAGACACAAUUGCAUGGGUAUUUUCUGAACCGAUGCUUCAUUAUUACAUUCAAUUGUUUACAAAGUCCUGGUGGCCCGAAGGUCAUCUCGUAUCUGGGACGGUAUUAAGAACGGACGAAGAGAAAUUAAAAACUCGUGGAGAAGCUCGUAGACAAAUUUUAAAUAACGUACCUGAGGUUCUAACUAAUUUAGUAGGAGCACAAAGUGCGCAACGUGGGUUAAUAAAGGUCUUCGAUACUUUGCAAAAUGUUAAUCUUAAUAAACAAUUAUUUUAUGAUAUCUUCGAAGUGGUGAUGUACGAGAUCUUUCCUGAAUUACAAGAAAAGUAAAAAAGAUUUUGUUGAAAAAAAAAAAAAAAAAAAAAAAAAAAACAAAAACAAAAAGCGAAAAAAAAAGGAAAACAAUAAAAGCAGAUACAAAUGCGAUUAGAAAAAAGAAAAGAACACGUCAAUGUGGUAUGACUGCCAUAUAUUUUUAUUCGUUAAAUCGGACUGACGAUCAUUAUUCGUUCAUUACACCGAUUAACCAUCAGGUGUCCAAUUUAAUCUCUGACAAUUACUGUGAUUUUAGCAUAACUCGAGCGAAAUUUUUUUUCCUCCCCAUUGUUGUUCUUCUUAUACUGUUUUUUCUUUUUUUUUUUUUUUUUUUUUUAGACAAUUAUACUUUUAGUUACUAUUUUCUAUAUAUGUAAUUUUCUUUUUGUUUCUUUUUUUUUUUUUUUUUUUUGUUUCCGUUUACACACUGUCGUGAACGUGGACAUUACAUUGAUAGAUUAUUGUGACACAAUGAAAUAAAUUCUGAAAAACAGAAAAAGAAAAAUCAAA
This is a messenger RNA of Vespula pensylvanica (western yellowjacket), 3582 nucleotides long. RefSeq names its product sorting nexin-25-like. The transcript has 11 exons. The coding region runs from base 286 to 3087 and encodes 933 amino acids. The record is from RefSeq and is a predicted model, not a curated record. Gene Ontology annotation, molecular function: phosphatidylinositol binding. Gene Ontology annotation, cellular component: intracellular membrane-bounded organelle. Lineage: Eukaryota; Metazoa; Arthropoda; Insecta; Hymenoptera; Vespidae.